AUGCUACUCUUAGUUCCUAUUUGCUUGUUUGGCUUUUUCAUAGAUCCUUUUCUAAUCCAUGCAAAUGUCAGUUCUCAAGAGAAUCUUUACCUAGGCUAUGAAAAUUUUGAUGAAGCAGAGGUCGAGCUGGAAGAUGCUACUGAAUCAUGGGACUCAAACAUCAAGGACCACAACCAUCUGGCGAGAGAGCAGUCAGCUGUUGUAAAGACUGGAAACAACUUUCAAGAGUCAUUAAAGCAUGCAAAUGACAAAAAGCAAGGAUUUGAGUCCAUAAAACAAGGAGCAUCAGUUAAGACUGAGAGUGAGGAAUUUAAAAGAUUGAAGCAAAAGGCUACAAUGGAAUAUUCUUGGCCGUACAAAUAUGCCGAAACAGAGAGCGAGUUUGGGGGCAUAAUUGAGGAUACUUUAGACGAAGCCCUAACGCGUCAGGCUGGUGAAGCUAUUAUCAGUUUUUCCUGGCGGUUCAGUGAGCCAGUUGGUCGUAUUACAACACUUGAUGUUGAUUGGCAUGACGAGGCAAGACGUCCUUCAUAUCCGGUAGACAUAAUUUAUUUGGGCACCGGUGAGUUGAAACUUCUUUUAAUAUGUCUCUAA
This is a messenger RNA of Protopolystoma xenopodis, 594 nucleotides long. NCBI's taxonomy places the organism in Eukaryota, Metazoa, Platyhelminthes, Monogenea, Polystomatidea, Polystomatidae. The record is from the annotation of a GenBank genome assembly.